CACACAAGCAUCAAACUUUAUUACCAGUUCAUAUAAGCAACACCACCCGACCUUCCCGACAAUUACGAGGUAACGAUUCUCUCAUUCGCCAAAUUUUAAAAACCAGAGCCGCAAAGAUGUCCUCAGUCACCACUUACGACUUUAUCAUUCCCAUCUUCGUCAAGGGUCUCAAGACUUUUGACCACAUCCUGAGCAAAGCCGAGGAGCAUGCCAAGGCCAACAACAUCGAUGUCAACACAUAUCCCGAGGCACGCCUCAUUCCGGACCAGCUGCCCCUUCUCUUUCAGGUACAGAACGCCACCAAGACCGUCAAGACCAACAUCGCCCGCCUGACGGGCGAGGAGUUGGAGCCCUUCGAGAACAAGGAGAAGACGGUCGAGGAUCUGCACAAGCGCAUCCAGGAAGCGCUCGACUUGCUCAGCAAGGUUGACGCCGCCACCGUCAACGCCAAAGCGGAUAACGAGGUUGACGUGCCCAUUUUCGGUGGAAAGGUCCUGAAGGUCACGGCCAAGGAGGCGGCAUUGAGCCACGGCGUCCCCAACUUUUUCUUCCACUUGAACGCUGGAUACGCCAUUCUUCGGGCAAAGGGUGUGCCUGUUGGCAAGGCGGACUACCUUGGCGGCUUUUUGGGACAGUAAAUUACACUGAUUAGUAGAGAAUCAACGAUAAUUAAUCC
This is a messenger RNA of Colletotrichum destructivum, 676 nucleotides long. RefSeq lists its product as uncharacterized. The record is from RefSeq and is a predicted model, not a curated record. The transcript is spliced from 2 exons. Lineage: Eukaryota; Fungi; Ascomycota; Sordariomycetes; Glomerellales; Glomerellaceae. The coding region runs from base 117 to 638 and encodes 173 amino acids.